This is a messenger RNA of Staurois parvus, 1197 nucleotides long. NCBI's taxonomy places the organism in Eukaryota, Metazoa, Chordata, Amphibia, Anura, Ranidae. The record is from the annotation of a GenBank genome assembly.
GCGUGGAACCUUCCGGCUUACCUGACGGUGCUGAUUGCAUUUGGGAACAUCGGGCCCCUGGCAGUCACAGUGAGUCAUCGGCUGUGUCCCCCGGGACGGAUAUCGGAGCCGUGGCUGAUUCGCUCCAUCCAUGUACUGAGUCUGCUGUCAGCGGGAUUCCUGGCGGUGUUCUGGAACGGGCGUGUUGUGGUGGGCGGGGCGGAGCACAGCGUUCCGUACCUUCUCCUGGCCUACCUCCUGGCUCUAGGCUGCUGCACCUCCAACGUCACCUUCCUGCCCUUCAUGUACAGCUUCCCCCAGCAGUAUAUACGCAGCUUCUUCAUUGGCCAGGGGCUCAGCGCCCUCUUCCCUUGUAUCCUGGCUCUGGGUCAGGGGGUGGGCCGCCUGGAGUGCCGGAACAACACCUCCAGCAAUGGCACGGAGCCCCGCUAUCUGAAGGAGAACUUCCCCGCCUCCUCCUACUUCUGGGGUCUCUUCACCUUCCUGGCGGUCUCCGCUCUCGCCUUCAUCAUCUUACCUUUGUGGCAUAAAAGGGGCCAGAAGCAGCCCGAGCAAGAACUGGGAGCCGAGACGGUCCCUCAGGAGGGAGCCGACUCCGAAGAUUCCUACCCCCUGCGGAGCUCCGAGGAUGGAAAGACGGAGGAGUCCAGUACCCUGGCUGAGCAUCCAUUCUGGACCCCCCGGAACAUCUACCUGUUGGGGUUACUUGGCUUGUCCAACGCAUUGACCAAUGGCGUCCUGCCGUCUGUGCAGACCUACAGCUGCCUUCCCUACGGAGCCGACGCUUACCAUUGGUCCGUCGUUCUGAGCAACAUCGCCAACCCGGCAGCAUGCUUCAUCGCCAUGUGUGUCCUGUGCAGGUCUUCUCUGGGUCUCGGGUUGAUCAUGGCGGCCGGCGUAUUACUGGGCAGUUAUCUGAUGGUGUUGGCGGCGCUCAGUCCUUGUCCUCCAUUGGUGGGGAGUACAGCGGGGAUCGUGCUGGUGGUCCUGGCCUGGUCCCUGUUCCUGGGACUUCUGUCCUACCUGAAGGUGGUGAUAGGAAGCCUCCUGCACGAAGCCGGCCAUAGCGCCCUCCUAUGGUGUGGAGCCGUCAUCCAGGCGGGCUCCCUGAUUGGUGCCUUGUUGAUGUUCCCGAUGGUCAGCAUCUACCACCUGUUCCAUAGCGGGAGGGACUGUCAGGACAACUGCGCCUUCUGA